Hydra vulgaris (swiftwater hydra) is the source of this 2898-nucleotide messenger RNA. Its product is annotated as pre-mRNA 3' end processing protein WDR33. The record is from RefSeq and is a predicted model, not a curated record. NCBI's taxonomy places the organism in Eukaryota, Metazoa, Cnidaria, Hydrozoa, Anthoathecata, Hydridae. Gene Ontology annotation, molecular function: protein binding. Gene Ontology annotation, cellular component: mRNA cleavage and polyadenylation specificity factor complex.
UAGAUUUUUUUUUCAUAGUCAUUGUAACAUAAAAAAAUAUAGACUUAUAAGUCUAUCUAAUUGCAUACAAUGAAGAAGAAAUAGAUACAGGUUAGUUUUAUUAACCAAGAUGUUGAAUCAAAUGCAACAAGCUCAAUUGGUCGACCAGCACCACAAACAAGUUCAUAAUCGACCUCAACAACAACAGCCUCAAGUUUUGUAUAGUGUAUGUAUUCCAACAAAUUUAGAAGAAAAUCUAGCUGGAAGCAAUACUCAAUGUAGUGUAUUUAAACAAAUAAAUAUUAUUCCAGGUUUUGAUGCUGAAAAUGCAGUUGUGGAUACAGGUAUAAAAUUGGUUCGUCCUGCCGGUGCCCAAGUUCAUUUAUCAGCUAAUAUUAAUUCUGGUUCCAACGAGUUUGAUGGAAAGCGUAUGCGGCGGUCUAUACAACGCAGGACAGUAGACUAUAAUGCUUCAACUAUUCAACAAAUUAAGUACCGACUUUUCCGCAGAUCAGUUUUGCAGCGACCUGUUAGUCAACCAGACCCAUUGUAUUAUCCUGAGCUUAUUCAGCCAUGUACUCUUCUUGAUAAUCCUAUGAACGCCGUUACAACUAGAUUUGUUCGUGCUUCAACCAACAAAGUCAGGUGCCCAGUGUUUUCGGUAGCUUGGACUCCAGAAGGGCGGCGUGUAGUAACAGGUACAAGUAGUGGAGAGUUCACAUUGUGGAAUGGCCUAACAUUUAAUUUUGAAACUAUUCUUCAGGCUCAUGAGUCAUCUGUGCGCGCCAUGGAGUGGAGUCAUAAUGACAUGUGGUUGCUCUCUGGUGAUCAUAAUGGUGUGAUAAAGUAUUGGCAGAGUAAUAUGAACAAUGUUAAAAUGCUGCAAGCCCAUACAGAUCCUAUUCGUGGUGUGAGUUUUUGUCCGACAGAUAAUAAAUUUGUCACUUGUUCUGAUGAUGGACUGAUCAAACUAUGGGACUUUUACAGAUGUCAAGAAGAAAGGAUUCUACGAGGUCAUGGUGCAGAUGUAAAGUGUAUUGGGUGGCAUCCUUUCAAAAGUAUGGUAGCGUCUGGAAGUAAAGAUAGUCAACAACCUCUUAAGUUAUGGGACCCUCGUACAGGAUCCAGUUUAGCUACAAUUCAUGGACACAAGAGCACUGUUAUGGAUUUAAAUUGGAAUAAAAAUGGUAACUGGUUACUUACUGGUUCUCGUGAUAGACUAUUAAAAGUCUUUGAUAUUCGUGUAAUGAAAGAAAUUUACACUUUUAGAGGGCACAAGAAGGAAGCUGCUUCUGUAAACUGGCAUCCUUUGUAUGAAAACAUGUUUGCUAGUGGAGGAUCCGAUGGUUCCAUAAUGUUCUGGCUAAUGGGAUGUGAAAAAGAGUUAGGAGCUAUGGAUAAUGCUCAUGAUGGCAUGAUAUGGGAUUUAAAGUGGCAUCCUCUUGGACAUAUUUUAUGCUCAGGAUCAAAUGAUCAUACUACUAAAUUUUGGACAAGAAACAGACCUGGUGACAAGAUGCGAGAUAAAUACAAUUUAAAUGUUCUACCUGCUGGUUACGAGGAUGACUAUGAGUAUGAAUUGCCUACAAUGACACAAAGUGAGGAGUCUACAUCAGUUGAUUCUUCUUUAAAUUUGACUGGAUCAAUUGUAAAUCUUACAUCAACUAAAGUUGAGCAAGAAAUGGGUAUUUCUGAAGUGCUACGAUCACCUAUAAUACAAGCUCUUUUGCAGCAAGCAACACUUCAAGUUCAAAAACCUAACAGCAAAGAAACUCCUGCUCAAAUAUACACUGUACCUCGUCAACGUACUACAGCUAUCACAUUUAAAAUUGAUCCAAGUAAGCAGAAAAAAGCUAUAGAAGAAGUAGAAAGACUUGAAAAGCGGCGUGAACGUCAUCUUUCAAGGGGUCGUCAACCGUCCACUAGUGAAAACCCGAAUGCGCCGUCAUUACUUGAUCUUGAUAUUGCUCCUCCGCCAUUUUUAACAACUCACGAAUGGGAUGACGAAAUGAAAGACGUCCCAUUUAUGGAUGAUAUAAAAAGACAACAAUUAGAGCAAAGACCCGGCAGACCUUGCGAUAUUAAACGCCCACUUCAAAAUGAAGUUAAUCAUGUAAUUAACAAUGGUGAUUUUGAACCUAUGAACAUUGAUUGUGAUACUAUGCAGAGGAAUGUUGAUAACUUUAACAUUGCAAGUAAUGACGGUUUACGCUUUGCUGAACCAAUUAAUAAUUUUAGACGAAACGAAACAUUUCACGAUAACAGACCACCUCACUUGGAUGGUUUUGAUAGACCUGCCGGUCAGAACUCUCAUGGCGGAGAUUUUAGUAGACCUCCUCAUCUUCAUUCUGGAAACUUCGAAAGACCAAGAUUUGAUGAUCGUCGGUCUUUUAACGGACCAGAAAGAAUAGACUUAUUUCAUCCCGAAAACAGAAACUUCAAUAACAGCCAUCCAUUUCACCCGCAUCUUCGUAAUGAUCCUAUUAUUAAUGAUAUUCCCUUUGACAGACCAAUGGAUGGUCUUUUCGAUAGACCUCAUAACGGACCUUUUUUUGACAGGCAUUUUGAGAACCCACAAAUGAGAGAACCAAAUUAUCGAAUGGAUGGGCCGGUAUUUGAAAACGGACCUCAUUUUGAUAGGCCAAACGAUCGCUUUAUUAACGAACGAUUUCCCACACAAGAUAGACACGAUAUUCCAAGAGAUAGAUGGAAUGGUGGUGUUAAUCGUUGGCAAGACGAAAGAGUGGGUGGUAGUUUUGGCAGAUAGGUUAUUGUUUGUCUAAUUUUGCAUUCAGUUGCUGCUUUUGCCAUUUUACAAUUAAAAGCUAGCGAUGCAUAAAUCGAUGAAUGACUUGACAUUUUCUAAUGAGUAAUAAAAAAAUGGAGGCAAAAUUUAAAAAAAUAAAAAUAAGUGUUUGA